Molecule: messenger RNA, 705 nt
Organism: Malassezia restricta
Lineage: Eukaryota; Fungi; Basidiomycota; Malasseziomycetes; Malasseziales; Malasseziaceae
Exons: 1
Coding region: 1-705 (234 amino acids)
Source: RefSeq, a predicted model, not a curated record
AUGGAGCAAAAAACACGUCAUACAUAUGCCCUUCCCUCAUCUAGACGAGUGAGACUUUCUACACCAGAAUCCUCAUCUGGAGAAGCAAAGACAACACCACCAUCGCCGCGAGGACGAGGCAUUCUGCUUCCACCAGCCCAGUACGGACGUGCUGCAAGUCCCACACCGCUCAGCCAGUCUCUGCCCAACGACUUGGCAUUAAAUACACGUAACUAUACCCCAAAAGAGUGGGCUCUUAUCGGUAUUGAUCGCAAAGACUCAUCUUCAAAAUUUGCCGUGGUGCUGUUGCAUUGGCCUUCCAUGACACUGUACACUUGGCCCUUGGACCCAAAAUCUCCCGAAAAACAGAGUAACUGCUUCAUCACGCCCUUGGGUCAGAAGGAAAACAUGCAGCAUGAUACCAAACUGGUGCAUCAAAGCUUGUCCGUGCUGGAGCAUGCGGUGCGGGCAUGGAUGCGGUAUGUUCGAACCAAGUCGGCAUCCCAGACGGGCAGUGUGUCAGUCACGCAUGCCGAAAUCGUACAGAUUUGCCAAAUCCUAGGGCUGGAACCGGCUUCGCAGGAGCAGCGCCUCCAGUAUUUGCAGGUACAGCAACUCCCGCUAUUGCCGCGUUCGAGACCGUCGUCUCGGAGCAGUUCGCCUCUGAAGAGCCCCUCUUUCGGCAUGGCUUCUGCCACCGACAAGGCGCCAGACAACUCCCCAUAG